ACACACAUAUAUAUAUAUAUAACCACCACAACCUUUCCCAAUCAAAAAAAAUGUCACCCGUGCGAACCCAAGCCUCCAUGAAAGUCGCACGUGGGUACGAGUCGGCCACCCUCGCCCUCGCCUGCAAGCGCCUCCGCCCCCUCGCCCCCUCCUCCGCCUCCACAGCCGCCGCGUUCGAUAUCAAGAGCUUCAUCAGACCGGAAUGUGGUACUAGGAGACAUGGAACCUCGGAUAAUCAGAAAAGAGAUUCAGUUCAGCCCGGUGGGACGAGGUGGAGUCCGGCACAAGAGCAGAUCGAAAUACUCGAGAGGCUUUACCAAGGCGGCAUGCGAACCCCCAACGCCCAGCAAAUCGAGCAGAUCACGGCGCAGCUGGCCAACUACGGCAAGAUCGAAGGGAAAAACGUGUUUUACUGGUUCCAAAACCACAAGGCGCGCGAGCGCCAGAAGCAGAAGCUCAGCCUCAGCCCCCAGAGGCUGAGGCCGCCUCCUCCCUUUACCGCGGGAGAGGAGUUGGAGUGCGGAGGUCAAAAGAGGAAAUGUGGAUCGAGGGCGUUUGAUCAACGCGUUGAAGUGGAUUACAGAUGCUGCACAGAAGGAGGAGACGGAAAAGAAGGAGAAGAUAGAACCCUCGAGUUAUUCCCUCUGCACCCGGAGGGAAGAUCUUGAGGGUUUGAUAAUUAAUUAAUGGAAUUAAUGUUUGACAUUAAUUAAUUAUGGUUAUUUGUAGGCGAAAAACAGUGGAGUUUGAACUUUUUAUUUGUAGUAUGCUUUUGAUUAAUUAAUGGUAUGCAGCUGCCAGUCCAAUGUUUACUUUCCUUUAUUUUCUUGGUUUGAAGAAGGGAGGAAGAAAAUUAGUUGUAUGUGGGCAACUUUCUGAUCAUAUUUUCAGUUAUACAGUGAAUUAUUUGUAGA
Molecule: messenger RNA, 914 nt
Organism: Salvia hispanica
Lineage: Eukaryota; Viridiplantae; Streptophyta; Magnoliopsida; Lamiales; Lamiaceae
Product: WUSCHEL-related homeobox 4-like
Biological process (GO): cell division; phloem or xylem histogenesis; procambium histogenesis
Cellular component (GO): nucleus
Molecular function (GO): DNA binding; DNA-binding transcription factor activity
Source: RefSeq, a predicted model, not a curated record